Molecule: messenger RNA, 1914 nt
Organism: Lentinula edodes (shiitake mushroom)
Lineage: Eukaryota; Fungi; Basidiomycota; Agaricomycetes; Agaricales; Omphalotaceae
Product: PLP-dependent transferase
Exons: 4
Coding region: 1-1914 (637 amino acids)
Biological process (GO): transsulfuration
Molecular function (GO): cystathionine gamma-synthase activity; pyridoxal phosphate binding
Source: RefSeq, a predicted model, not a curated record
AUGGGAGCAACCAUCGCAGAAACUAUUGGUGCUGCACCAGUUGCUCUUGGGCUACCUGUCCCGCCUUUCACUCCACAUGCAAUCUCAGUGUCUCUUCCUACCUGGCGCGACAAUGUAGCUUAUGAAGCAGGCGACAAAAGGGUAAUGGAUGUCAUGACAUGUGGGUACCCUCGAUUCUUUAUCGGCCUCGGCAUACGAAAGCUUGCUGAAAUAUGUGCCCACAAGUUUGGCGUUGAUGGCGAAAGCGCCAUGUUAUUCCCAACUCAAAAAACUGCUGAUGCUUGCCGUUCCUUUAUACUGAGUCGCUCUGCUCUGGAAGGAGUGCCGGCACAAGCUCGACUCAUUCAACUCUUGAUCUGUCCCGAAGACAAGGCAAAUAAAACCAUACUAGUUAAUUCCGAGGAUUGUGACUGUAACGGUUCAGCCUCUCUUUUAGAUCUCCACAUCGUACUUUUUCCUUCGGAGGCAUCUAAAGUAGCGAUGCAAUUCUGGCAACAUUCUGGCGCCGGAAUAUCAUCGCGUUUAGCAGAACAAUGCCUCUCCCUCCUUCCAGAAGGUUCACCUACCUCUUCACCUGCGCCUCCACCCGCUCGCGGCAUCUCUUUCAAAUCCUCCAACAAACACUAUGGUGUCAAAGGAGCUCGGCGAUCCUCGCCUCCUACGAUCGCAGAAGACUUGAAUGCUGACCACAGUGUCUAUCUAGAAGAAAGAUACGGUCGAAAUCUUCCAAUAGCAGCUGCAGCUGCAGCCAAACGGGCUCUUCAUCGCAGAAUAGCGGGUGUGCUAUUGCGCGAUGACCCCACUGGCGCUCAAAGCCCCUUGCUUGGUCCUAGCACUCGAGGUGUGAGCGAUGUGUCCGAAGGCGACGUUUUUCUUUACCCAGGAGGCAUGAACGCGAUCUGGAACGCACAUCAACUUGCAUUAGCUACUCGACCGGUGGGAAAGAGUGUAUGCUUUGGGUUUCCCUAUACGGAUACUCUGAAGAUCCUUCAAAAAUGGGGUCCCGGAUGUCAUUUCCUGGGUCACGGUCUUGACAGCGACAUCAAUCAAUUGGAAAAGAUCUUGGAAGAAGAAUCUAAGCUGGAUCCAUCCAAACCACCAAUUCUCGCGCUAUUCACAGAGUUUCCCUCCAAUCCUUUAUUGCGCUCUGCAGAUCUCCCUCGUUUGCGAGCGCUUGCAGACCAGUACGACUUUUUGAUCGUUAUCGAUGAAACCAUUGGGAACUUCAUCAACGUAGAGGUUUUACCGUUUGCCGACAUUGUCGUGAGUAGCUUGACCAAAGUGUUCAGUGGGUCUUCGAAUGUUAUGGGCGGAAGUCUUGUUCUCAAUCCUAAAGGACGUCAUUAUACGAUCUUGAGAUCUCACCUUGAUUCGAACUACGAAGACACGUAUUUCGAUCAGGAUGCGAUCUUCAUGGAGCGAAACUCACGCGACUUCCAAAGGCGCAUUAAAGUUAUCGAUAUUAACACAGAAGCGAUCUGUGAUUUCCUGUACUCUCGUUCACAAGCUGCAGGGGUUCCCAAUGCUGUGAUCAAAGAUGUGGCUUAUCCAAAGUAUACUACUCCUGCACAUUAUGCAGCUCGACGUAUCAAAGCCAAUGCACAAACCGACGCUGAACAAGGUGGCUACGGUGGCCUGUUCUCUGUCACGUUCACUUCGUCUUCAGCAUCUCAUGCGUUCUUUGACGCUCUUCCGUGUUAUAAAGGCCCCAGCCUGGGUACCAAUUUCACUCUCGCGUGUCCUUUUACCAUCUUGGCUCACUACAAUGAGCUAGACUGGGCGGCACAGUAUGGUGUCGACGCGGAUUUGAUCAGGGUCAGUGUUGGGCUGGAGGAUACUAGCGAACUGUUGGUAGGAUUUGAUCUGGCUAUGAAAGCGGCAGAAGCUGCUGUUACCCAAAACGAAACGCUUUGA